AACUGUGCAAACCUUAGGAGUUUGGAGUUAUCGUUCAAUGUAAUAACUAGAAUUAGUGGGCUUAAUUCGCUUAGAAAUCUUCAGAGGUUAGCCUUGGAUCACAAUCAGCUAAUCUCCACUCGAGGUCUUGAGACCACACCUCUGCUCACAUACUUGGACUGCUCCUACAACUAUCUUACUGAACUUGAAGGAAUUCAGAAUUGUGGCUUGCUGCAGAUUCUAAAGUUACAAGGAAACAACUUGACUGAGAUUCCUAAGUUGGAUAAUCAUGUGCUCCUCAGAGAAGUGUAUUUGGAUGAUAACAACAUCACAACACUGAGAGAGAUGUCAUCAUAUUGGCUACCUUUGUUGCAAAUGUUCUCAGUCUCAAAAAACAGCGUGACACAUCUUGCACCAUUUAAUUCCUUUAUCUCUUUGGAACAAGUGGACCUCAGUAACAAUUGUUUAUCAGAGCUACAGGCAGUAUCCCUCUGGUUGGAUGGCUGUUUAAGUUUAAGCAGACUAAGAGUGAGCAAGAAUCCAUUUCUGCAAGAAGCCAACUGGAGGUAACCUGUUAUGAUGGCUGUUGC
Messenger RNA from Staurois parvus, 569 nucleotides. NCBI's taxonomy places the organism in Eukaryota, Metazoa, Chordata, Amphibia, Anura, Ranidae. The record is from the annotation of a GenBank genome assembly.